Ictalurus furcatus (blue catfish) is the source of this 3555-nucleotide messenger RNA. RefSeq names its product ergosterol biosynthesis 28 homolog (gene erg28). Bases 788 to 1219 code for a protein of 143 amino acids. Gene Ontology annotation, cellular component: endoplasmic reticulum; membrane. The transcript is spliced from 6 exons. Gene Ontology annotation, molecular function: protein-macromolecule adaptor activity. Lineage: Eukaryota; Metazoa; Chordata; Actinopteri; Siluriformes; Ictaluridae. The record is from RefSeq and is a predicted model, not a curated record.
GUUGUUUCUUUGUAAUGCAAUUAAUAAACUUUUUUAUCUUUUCACUACUUUGUGUGUGUGUGUGUGUUCCUUGACAAAGAGAGAAGAAAGCUUUGAAAUCACUAUUUAAUUAAUUGUAAAUAAGUACAUUUAUGUUUGUCAUAAGCCACUACAUAUAGCGAACUUAAUGAAUAGAAUAAACUUCUCGGCUUAGUCUUCGGCUGGAGAGCUGCAGUAGGUCUCUUCUACAUAAUACUCCAGUUCAUGAGCACGUGACAAUUAGAGGUUUACUAUUUUGACAUUACGAGCGGAUGCAGCUUUUGGGCGUGAACUAAGGUGUCAGGUGAUCAUGUAGCCCGUUAGUAAUUGGUUAAAUAAAUUUAAACCUGGGCGGGUCUUAAACCAUGUGUUUGAAAACGGUCCACUCUGGUGGUGAUCCGAUAAUCAUCCAGAAACUGCAAUUGGUUGUUGUUUGUGGGUUUUUUUUUUUUUUUUAAACCUCGUUACACCGACUAUCAGAGGGUGAAGUGUUUCCAUUGUGGAUCUAGUGCACUUUAUUUGCUUAUAUAAGCUCUUGUUUUGAAUCUCAUGUAGUGCACUUAUACAGGGAAUAAGGAGGUAUUUGGGCUCAGCCUGUGGUUGUGGCUCUAGCAGGCACUCGAUGCUGAUGCAGUAACGACAAGCAGCUGAUCAAGAGAGAGAGAGAGAGAGAGAGAAAAGAGAGAGGAGAGGCUGAUGAGGGAAUGACUGUUUGUUUAUAGCUGCUAUAACGUCUGUGCUCUUGUGUCUGUGGUGGACUUUGGAAACCAUGAGUCGCUUUUUGAAUUUGUUAAGGAGCUGGCUUGUCAUGGUGUCUGUGAUCGCUCUGGGCAACACUGUACAGAGCUUCCGUGACCACAGCUUUCUGUCUGAGAAACUUUACACGGGCACACCAGAUUUUGUAAAUGGCCUUCAAGCACGGACCUUUGGAAUAUGGACCUUACUGUCAUCCAUUAUUCGCUGUGCGUGCGCCAUGGACAUUCAGAACAGGAUGCUUUAUCAUGUCACAUUGUGGACAUUUGUUCUGGCUCUUGGACACUUCCUGUCCGAAGCCUUUAUGUACAAAACAGCUCAACUUACCAUUGGAGUUAUGGCUCCUCUUUUUGUGGCAGGUUGUUCUAUUGUGGGCAUGUUAAUUGGGUUCCAGUGCAUCAUAGAGCCACAGGAAGUAACUGGAGCGAGGCAGAAAAAAAGGAACUGAAUCUAUGCCCCAGUGACUCGUUAUGGUGCAGUAUCACUCACACUCAAAGAACACUGGAUGGGUUCACCGCUGCUGACUAAGGACAAAGACAUACCGAUUGAACAGAACCAUAUCUAUUCACAUUUUCAUAUGCCACUGUGUGGACUGGUUUUGUAAUACUGUUGACCAAGCAUAUCAUAUUAAAGGAGUGAUUAAAAGAUUCUCUUCCCAGGCCUUGAUCCCAAGACAAACAUGCACAGUUUAUUAAUAAUUAAUUAUUCUUAAAUUAAAUUGGUAUAUGAGCAUGUCAUGCCUUUUAUAUUCUAACUUGUAUGGACUCGGACUCCUGCAUGUGGCCUUGUGAUAAAAAAUACUUUUUCACAGUUGCCAGCUAUAAUAAAAAAAAUGCUUUAUAUGACAUAGCAUAUAUUUCCAAUCAAUUACUCAGGGAGCCUUAUCCUCGGUCAUGCAAAUCCACAAUGCCCAAUUUUUGGCGAACAUAUUUUAAUCACAUAGGCUUAUUUCACAUGUCUUUGGAUUCAUUUGGGUUCCUACACCAAGUGCCCCCUGUGAUGACGGGCUGUCUUAUUUCAUGUAACAGGAUUUGAAGCAAUGCAAAACCCUGGACUGAGUACUUCUGAGACCUAGAGAAAUCCAGGAAUAUUAAUAAUAUGGAGCUACCGAGAUGACAUGGUGGUUAUUUUUAAUAAGGCAGGGCCAGGAAUGGAAAUAUUGAGGCCAAUACAGUAGGGUUGAAUUAAAUUGAAAUUCUGGGUGCAUUUUGAGGGUUUUCAUUUAUUUAUUUAUUUUAUUCUGUUGUUUGGUUUUUGUUUCUUAUAACUGGAAAUAAAACAAAGUUUAUAGAAAUAAUUCAAACAAAGAAAAUUAUAUCUUAAAUAUCUAAGAUUCUGCACGAUUUGUUGGUCACUGUUUAAAUUUAAGCAUGUUUGAGACAUUUGUAAUUAGGUAAGAUAUUCUUUGAAUCAUAAGGUUUUACACAAACGUGUGGAAUCCAUAUCAGCACAAGUGCAAAUUGUCAUUAAAACGUAAGGGAGACAUGCCAAAUACAAAGGAAAUUUUCAAAUUCAUGUUAAUAUUCUAUAAAAUCUUACUUUUCACUCAAGUUAUUGCAGAUAUAAUUUGUAAUUAAACAUUUUGCAUUGCAUUUGUAAAGCAUACAAAAUAGAAGCAUUUUCUUUAGUGCUGUCAGACUUUUGGCCCUUUCUGUACAAACAUAUUAAUAUAUUAUGGUAAUAGGGAGAAAAAUAGUAAUAAUAUUUAUACAAAGUAAUGUAUUUCACGGUCACAAGUAAUUUUUAUGGACAUAAAUUAUUAUGAUGCGGCCACCAAAGUCUUAAGCUCAUAACUCAAUACAGCACACUUAAUACGUGGCCUAGUUACAUAUUUGGUAGGAAUGGGCGAAAAAGUCUGUUCACUUAGAGAUUUUCUUUAAUGUGAUGUGGGCUGAUGGAACUACUGUAUAUUGCAAUACCUUUGACCCUAGAAAGUCAUUGUGUCAUUCUAAGAUGGAGUAAAAUGUAAUAUUACAAAUCAACUCCAUGUGAGAAAUGUAAUUUGUAGCAAUGAGAGGCUUAAUUCAUAAUCUCAGUAUAUUUGUUCCUACACCUUUAUAGUUAAAAAUAACAACUAUGUAACAGUCUUAAGUACUACGCUAAUAUGAAACCUGUAAUUCUUAUACAUGUUUAUUUUUGAUGACCUACUAUCUAUGGUACCUACUACCUUUCUAUGUAAACAGCAUGGAUUAUACACAGACAGCAGGUGUACAAAAUAAACUGUUGUCUAUUUAAACAGUGGUUCAUGUUACAUGAUAUAUAAGCCUAUGGUACGGAUGUGAUGGCAAUCUACAAGAGAUUUCAUUUUUGUUUUGUCUGAUGGACAGAAAUUCGGCCCAUAUCAGUAUAAAUAUCUGAAUAAAACUAUUUUAACAAAUUAGUAGUUAAAAGUGAUGUAAGUGAUUUUAAAAGUACACUAAAUGGCUAAACUGUCUUUACAUCAGCAUAGCUACAACCAAACAGAUGCUCUGAGAAGGACAAUGUCUAUCAAUGUGAUUAUAUUGGCCUUUAGAAAUUAAAAAAUUUCAACAGCUGUAUUAUUUUUUUAUUAGUGUGUUUUACUGAUCCCAGGUUUUAGCAAAACAAUGUUACAAUUGGUAAUAAAAAAUAAAACUAACAGAGAUUUUGGCCUAUUGUUUUGGUUCAUAAAUUAACCUUGAUAUAUGUUGGGUUGAAUCCAUGACUAACCUUGAACCAACUAGAUACAUCCAUUAUUCACUAAUUUAACCUUUUAAAAAAAAAUUAUACAUUGUUAAUUUGAUCAAUUUGAAUUUAUUAGAUGAA